AUGUCAGAGAAGUCGGCACGCACGCCUGCGUCGGUGGCCUGGCGUGCUAAAACGCCAAUGCCCACGCAACAGUCCAGCACGGUCCGCAAGACAGUUUCCAUGCGAGUGGAACACAGCUGGAAACGUGUUUGCCCUGACGGUGAUAAGGUCGCCAGAAGUACCGUCCAUCCGGAAGCUCACGUGGAGGUAUGCCAAGCAUUCGGUUCCACGGCAAGUGUCGAAGCCUUUAAGAGCAUAUUCCUUUCAUUAUUGGGUCAAAGCGAAUUUCUCCACGAGCUGCCACGUCCUGUCUUUGUUGUUCUCGGCCGGUGUCAAAGCCACAGUUGUACGCCCGACCAGGAUAACAAGGAUAGAGGGCCAUACAACCGCAAUGGAUCCGGCGACAUCUCAACAUGCUUCCCAAUGCUGCAUUCUCCAUCUGAACAUCCUCGAGCCAUACUCGGUGAUGGUUUCUGCCAAAGGAAGCCGGAUGCAUAUCAGUACUGCAGUACUAGAGCAGUUUACGUCAGAGAAAGGAAUCAUAUUCUUCAUUCGCCACAGAGGGCUGUAUCCCCGUUACAAGAUUACCUUGCAGCCGGAACGGACAGCGUAAAUGGUUUCCGUGGGGACUACAUCGUUUUGACGCCCAAUUUUAUCAAUACUAUUAAAGGCAUUGAGAUUGUGGAGAAAACAUAUGGCUUAUUUUGA
Messenger RNA from Truncatella angustata, 687 nucleotides. RefSeq lists its product as uncharacterized. The transcript has 3 exons. The record is from RefSeq and is a predicted model, not a curated record. Lineage: Eukaryota; Fungi; Ascomycota; Sordariomycetes; Amphisphaeriales; Sporocadaceae. The coding region runs from base 1 to 687 and encodes 228 amino acids.